GAAAAGCUUGAGGUUAGUUUAACAGUUACAGCUGCUAAAGUCGCGUUCCAACGUUAACAUCUAUCACCUAUUUUAACGUAUAUUUUAACAGUGAUUUUUACUAGUGUGAUAAUCGGUGCGAAUAAAACAAAAAAAAAAGCGAAAACUUUUUUUUAAGUUUUUCUUUUAGUGUCGAAAACUGUUCAACUGUCAAAGUGUUGGGUGUGGGAGAAAUAGUGCCUGGCAUGACAGUUCAGGACGAUCCAAAGGUCAUGCCUCAAACAGCAGCUACUAGAUCACGUUUUAUGAUAACGGACAUCUUGAGUGGACCUGCUGACGGGGCUGCGAUUAUUAGGGGAAGAUCACCUAGUCCGGGGCCUAGGGAUUUAUCAUUACACUCGAAUCCCAUACACGACAGUGAUACGGAUAGUUCUGGUCAUCCGGAUACAUCCAGUAUUUGUUCGAACGGUCAAAAUGGUGACGAUUCCUUAUCUAAAAACGGUGCAAUAAGUAAAAAACAGAGAAAAGCGCGGACGGCUUUCACGGAUCUUCAAUUACAAACGUUAGAAAAAAGUUUCGAAAGACAAAAAUACCUUAGCGUUCAAGAUAGGAUGGAAUUGGCGGCGAAACUCAGUUUAACCGACACACAAGUAAAAACCUGGUACCAAAAUCGACGAACGAAAUGGAAACGUCAAACAGCCGUCGGUUUGGAACUUUUAGCUGAAGCCGGGAAUUACGCGGCCUUUCAAAGGUUAUACGGAGCCCCGGCUUACGGUUGUUGGUAUCCACCUCAAACGGCAGGUCCUACCGCUGCACCUAGUGCAGCGGACCUUUACUAUAGACAAGCGGCUGCGGCGGCGGCCGCAACCUUACAAAAACCUCUACCCUAUCGACUGUAUCCUCCAAGUAUGGGCUUAGGCAUACCCGGACCCAGUGCUCACAUAGGUUCGUUGGCGGCUAGUAGUUCUCUGAGUACACUUAGUAGUUAUUAUUCGAGUCCUACGCCGGAGGGUCCUUCUCCCAGAUCACCGAGUCCUGACACACCUCUGGAUCCAGGUUCGCCCGGUACGGCGGGAAGAAGAUCCCCUUCGGAAGACGAAGAUACCAUACAUGUGUAAAGGUGACGAAAAAAUUUGUGAUAUAACUUGUAUUAUAGCUAAAUUACUGUUAAUUUAUUUUUGGCGCUUUUUCGAUGUUGUGUAGGAAAGUGGAGCGCAUUCAGUACGAACGAAAAUUUUGUAAUUAAUAGCGAAAAUGUCGUCGUUUAUUGUAUAAAAGAAACCAGUGGCCAGUGUAGUUAAAACUCAACAUAUUCCAAUUUAAACUGAAUCAAUGAAAAUAAAACUGGAAUUAACUCGAAAUAAAA
Messenger RNA from Diorhabda carinulata, 1345 nucleotides. RefSeq names its product homeobox protein B-H1-like. NCBI's taxonomy places the organism in Eukaryota, Metazoa, Arthropoda, Insecta, Coleoptera, Chrysomelidae. Bases 225 to 1097 code for a protein of 290 amino acids. Gene Ontology annotation, molecular function: DNA-binding transcription factor activity, RNA polymerase II-specific; RNA polymerase II transcription regulatory region sequence-specific DNA binding. The transcript is spliced from 4 exons. Gene Ontology annotation, cellular component: nucleus. Gene Ontology annotation, biological process: regulation of transcription by RNA polymerase II. The record is from RefSeq and is a predicted model, not a curated record.